This is a messenger RNA of Dictyostelium discoideum AX4, 1476 nucleotides long. RefSeq lists its product as hypothetical. The transcript has 3 exons. The record is from RefSeq and is a predicted model, not a curated record. NCBI's taxonomy places the organism in Eukaryota, Evosea, Eumycetozoa, Dictyosteliales, Dictyosteliaceae. Bases 1 to 1476 code for a protein of 491 amino acids.
AUGGAAAAAAAAAGAAAACGAGAAGAACUACAAAAUAGUGUUGAUGAAUUAAUAACAAAUGAAGAAAUUAAAAUAAAGUCAAUUAAAGAAACACCAAAAACAUUUUCUGGAUUAAUAGAUGUUUUAAGAAUUUAUGAUAGUCAUAAAGAGAAUAAAUCAAUUAGAAUUGAAGCUGUUAAUUAUUUCAACAGCUAUCAUAGAUUUAAAUUCUUUCAUUAUUUCGAUAAAAAAGGCUAUAUGAAUUUCAUUUUAAAUAUAUUCUUUGAUAGCUCAUUCAAUAUUUUUAGUAAGAUCGAAGAUAUUGAUGAAUCAAAUUACCACUCAAUUUACUUUCAUAAUAAACUUUAUUUAAAAAUCAUUAGAGAUAAAAAAUUUAAAGAUUGGUUUAAAAAUUUAUACGAGAAUGAUAGGGAUAAAUUAGAUAAAAGGUUAUUUAUUAUGUCAGAAUUUUUUAAAAAAAAAGAAUAUUAUAAUAUUGAUAAUUUACUCAGUAUUGCAUAUAGUGAUCAUGAUUAUCAUGAUGGUGGUGGUGGUGGUGGUGGUGGUGGUGAAAUUGUUGAAACAUUCACACAAAUUUUUAAAAAGAUAGUAAGAGAAUCAUUAUCCUAUGCAGAUAAUAUAAUUGCAUAUGAUGAUGUUAUUUUAAAUUAUAAUUUAUUAUCAUAUGCUUUAGUAUGUAAACAAUUCUUUAGAGUAUUAUCAAAAAUAUUAAAUAAUGAAUACUUUGAUUGGAACAAACCAUUGAUUCAUUUAAACAAUAUUACUGAAUUCAGUUUAAUUAAACAACCACCAUUAUUUUUCAAUUAUGAAUCAAUUAGAUUAAUACCAUAUUCAAGUAGUAGAGAAUAUAUUGAAUUGUUAUUCUCAAGAGUCGAAUCAUUUUAUAUUGAAAGUGAUGAAUAUGAUUCAACAACAAAUUGUGGAAUCAGUAGAGAUAUUAAAGGUUAUGGGGAUGAUGAAGAUGAAGAUGAAGAUGAAUAUCUUUAUCUUUAUCAAGUAAGUAUCCAAUCAUCAAGAUACUUAAUUUAUCCACCACCAAUGCCAUCAUUACAAAGUAUUACUAUUGAUCAUUAUUAUGGAUUUAAAAGAAAUUAUAAAGAUUUAUUUCAACAUAUAUUAAUAACAAAUUUCAAAACUUUAAAAAAUCUAGUCAAUGAUAAUGGUUGUGGUGGUGGUGGUAUUAAAAGAUUUUCAAUUCGUUUUUGUACUGAUUGGAAUGGAUGUCCAACAAAUCAAAAUAUUAAAUUUAUUAAAAAUAUCUUGGAAUUCCAUUCAAAUUCACUAGAAAAAAUAAGAAUAGAUGGCGGUAAAACCAGAUCAAUAUGUGAAAAUCGAUUAAGAUUAUUAAAAUCAUCAAUAGAUAACCAAUCAAAGAAUAAAAUAGAUUGGAAACUAAAAAGUCCUAGUGACUGCCUUGGAUGUUGUGAUAGUGAUAGUGAUAGUGAUAGUGAUAGUGAUGGUGAUAGUGAUAGUUGA